Molecule: messenger RNA, 8768 nt
Organism: Patiria miniata (bat star)
Lineage: Eukaryota; Metazoa; Echinodermata; Asteroidea; Valvatida; Asterinidae
Product: MAP7 domain-containing protein 1-like
Exons: 16
Coding region: 63-4316 (1417 amino acids)
Biological process (GO): microtubule cytoskeleton organization
Cellular component (GO): microtubule cytoskeleton
Source: RefSeq, a predicted model, not a curated record
ACUUUGCAAAAAAAUAACGAAGUUGGGGGGUCUUUUGAUUUUUCCCGCAUGAUGUCAUCAAAAUGGCGGACAACACAGGGGUGGAUGACGGUUCAUUCCAACCAAAAGACGAAACUGAAGCUAUAACUCUAACUAACGCCGACAAAACUGCCGAAAGAAACAAACCAGGGGCAACAGUCAACCCCGUCGAAAGCUCUGCAACGCCCCCCAUAACCCCCACAGACCCUGAUACUGCGCCACAGCCGGACUUUACUGAGCCCCCACAGCGCCCCUCUCAACCGGACGCCGCGCCGGUGCUCAUCGUUACCGGGGAAACAGCAUCCAAUAGCGAUCACGCCUCGUCCGAGCCGGAUACCUCUCAUCCAGACGGGAGAGAAGACUCGUCAGAAGGAAGUGUCUCAGAAAAUGCAAAAAUUAAAGAUGAGGGGAGUAUUGAGCAAUCCAGUGAACUAACCUCAGAGAGUAAUGGAGACAGGACAAGACAAGAGUCAGGUUCUACCGAGGGUAACAGAAAGGAUGGACCACCAACAAGAAGCCGUGCACAGCCAGUGUUAGACGCUUCAAAACUCAAAGAGCGGGAAAACAAAAACAACCAGUUUAGACAACAACAGCUGACCGACAGACAGAGACGCAUUGAGAGCAUCCGACACAGGGGUGACGACCACAGGGCGGAAAUACUCGAGAGGAAGAAAAAACAAGAAGAGGAGGAUCUGCAACGCAAAGAAGCAAUCGUCAGGCGUUCCAGAGAUCGCUCAGACAACGCCCGUGAGAAGCGCCGUUCGUGGAGUGCCUUUGGCCCCCGCGACCACCCCUCCCCGGUCCCCAGCACCGGUAACCCGCGCUCAGCCAGAGGUCGCAGCACCGACAGGAUGACGGAACGUCCCAUCUCCAGCGGAGGGGUGCUCCCCCUCAGCUCCAGCAAGCGCUUAUCCAGCUCCGUGUCGGCGCUCCACAGGCCCGUGCACCUCGUCCGGUUGGGCCCUAACGAGAACGACUGGUUCGAGGUUCACAUCCCUGAGCCGCUGUCCCGACGCGGCUCGUCACCAGGCAACGACAAGAAUCUCGAUUCUUCUUCCUCCCCUUUGCCCGCCAGUAGCAGUGCAACCCCCCGCCACCACCUCUCCUCACCCAACCUUGCAUCAAACAAUGUAAGGAGGCGAAUGAGAGCUGCCUAUCCUACCAGAGAUAGCAGGUCAGCCCACUCCACGCCCACGCACGUCUCAAGACCGCUCUCGGCAACAAAACGCUCCAAUUCUAAUUCAAAGCUAGACAAGGAGCCUGGUCAAGAGGGAGGGACCCCAGCAUCCGGAACAGCCCCUCCAAAGAGAGCACCAUCUCCUCGCACCUCUCUCCACGGGCGGCCCCCGUCACCACGGCAACAGUCGUCGACACCCAGAGCCACCCCGGUGCGCGCUCCAUCACCCAAGACUCUAGGGUCAACUACAGUGGACGGCAGUAAACCCAAGUCGGGCAGGGCACCGUCGCCUCGGAAUCUACCGUCGCCUCGCAAUCUACCCUCGCCUCGCAACCUACCCAAACAGGCCAAUGGGGACAGCAAUAGGAAACCAGAAGCUAAGAAACUUCCCGGCCAAACCCCUCCCAUCAAGAAGGCCCUCACGCCCCGCACCGAUAUCGUCAAGACGAACGUCAGCUCCCCAACAAAAACUGCAACCACACCAAAGAGCAUCCCCAAGGCCUCCGCGGCCAAGACGGCCAAGACGGCCACGACACCGAAGGGGGGUCCCAAAGCGGCCAAGCCUGCCGCAAUGAAAGCUGCCACACCAACAGCAACAGCAGCAGCUACUCCACAGAAACCAGCCGUCGCUAAGGAAGAUGCGGAGAUCAAGACGGAACUGAAAGAGGCGGACAUUAAAGCAGAACCGAAAGAGGCGGAGAUUAAGACUGAACCGAAAGAGGUGGAAGCAAAAGACGAAAAACCAAAGGAAACAUCUCGAUCCCAAUCCCCAACCAUCUCCGAAUCCUCCAGUGGAUCGGCACCCUCAUCCAACGGCUCCGCCCCUGCCGGGCAAGCCGCGCCUCCUAAGGAGUUGACAGCCGAGGAGCGAGCCAAGCAGGCCCUGGCUGAGAGGCGUCGCCAAGCUAGGGAGAAGGCGGAGAGAGAGGCGGAGCUAGAGAGGCAAAGACAGGAACAACUCAAACGCGAGGAGGAAGAGCGUAUCCGUCUUGAGGAAGAGGAGAGAAUACGUCAGGAGGAGGAAGCCGUCAGACUAGCGGAGGAACACAAGAAAGCCGAGGAAGAACGUCUGAAGCGAGUCAUCGAGGAAAACGAAGAAAGAGAGAAAUUGGAGGCAGAGCAAAAGGCAGCUGAGGAGGCGGAAGCUGCACAGAGAGCUGAGGAGGAGAGACUAAGACAGGAGGAACUGAAGAGACAAGAGGAGGAGCUGGCCGAGAAAUGCCGCAAAGAAGACGAGGAGAGAAACGCCCGCAAGAAGAGGGUUGAAGAAAUUAUGAAGAAAGCAAGACGUGGAGCCCAAGCAAAAGACAAGGAUGAUCCGUCCGAAGAUGGAGAUAGUGGCUCGGAGAGCGGAUCGGGCUCCGGCUCAGAACGGAAGACCAACGGUGUGAACAGCGUCCUUGCCAGCAGUAGUCUACUCAACAGCGAGAAGUAUCGCAGCCUCCUCUUCAAUCGCAACAAGACAGAGCUUUCAGGCGAGGAAGACGAGGAUUAUGAGGGGGAUCAAUUGGAAAGCGCCCCCUAUGGCAAAACUGCCACCAGCUCCAGCGAUUCCGAAGACAGGGAUCUGUCUGAGGAAGGGGAGGAGCCAGGGGAGGGGCCAGGGGAGGGGGCGGGACCUGCUGAGGAAGGGGCGGGGCCUGAAUGGUCGGAGGAGAAAGAGGCAGGACAAGUUGAUAGGGAUGUUGAACAGGAAAAUGUUAGUGAAGACGGGGUAGAAGACCAAGAUGGAGGAUUGCAACCUGGUUGGUCAGGAGAGGCGGAUGUGUCGGUAGGAGGAGAAUUGAAGGGCGACAUUGGGGAACAGCAGGAAUUGUCUACUGAACCUGCUGAAGAAUCUGGAGUUGGCAAUGGUGCAGUUUCUGACAUGGGUAUGGCCAAGGCAGUCACGGGUGUGGCAGACGAAGCAGAGUUAAAAGGCUCCCCUGAAGAACAACCACCGUCCAUUGACGAUGAUGGAAUUGAUGAGGAAGUAAUUACCGAUGUGGGCGUGGCCCAGGAGGAGGUUGUGGCUAAGGAGGAGGGUGUGAUUGAGGAGGGUGUGGUGCAGGAGGGUGUGGUGCAGGAGGAAUAUGGGUCUGAGGAAGGAUCUCCAAAACCGACAACCUUUGAUGGCCUUGGAGAUGGUGAUGAAAUCACUGAUGUGGAAGCGGCUAAGGAUGAACAGGAUGUGGUCGAGGAGGGUGCGGUCAAUGAGGGUGUGGUCAAGGAGGGUGUGGUUGAGGAUGAGGAUGAGGGUGUGGUUGAGGAAGAGGAUGAGGGUGUGGUUGAGGAAGAGGACGAUGAAGGGAUAGACUCUAAUGGUCUCCCUGAUCAACAACCACCAUCAUUUGAUGACUAUGCUGUUGGUGAUGAUGCAGUCACUGAUGUGGGUGUGGUCCAGAAGGAGGGUGUGGUCAUGGAGGAAGGUGUGGCCAAGGAGGUAGAGGAAGAUGUGGUUGAGGAGGAGGAUGUGGCCGAGGAGGAUCAGGGUUUGGCUGACGAAGAGACGGAGCAUAAAGACUUUCCUGAGCAACAACCACAAUCAUUUGAUGAAAAUGGCUUUGGUAAAAAUGCAAUCUCUGACAUGGGUGGAGCCAAGGCUGAGCAUGUAGAGGAUGAGGGUGUGGUCAAAGAGGAGGGUGUGGCUGAGGAAGACAUUCCUCUUGACCCGUCCACUAAUGGAAACGGUAACAUGCAUGCCGAGGAUCAAGAGGAUAUCAGUACAGAUGACGAGAAAAGCAAUGGUUCCUCUGGGAAUGGAAAUGAAGUAGAGCCUCCAGGACCUCUGACGUCCCCCUUCAAUAAUGUGCCUGCUUCCCAAAACUUUAACAAUGCAAACGGGGAGGCCCUGAUUGACCCUCUCCAAGAGAACACUGAACUCAUCACCAAGAAGGCCCUAUUGGAUCUUGAUGAGGGGGGCGGGGCUCUGGAUGGCGGGGGGACGAUAGAAAUCGGAGAGGAGCUGUCGCCGGACUCGGCCAGCGACAAGCUCAACGCCAAUCUGGGCAUGAGGGCGGGGUUUCCCUCGGGCGACGCCCCUAUGACCCUCUCGUUCUCCCCGCUGGGUGAGCUGGAGGCCAACGGAGGGCAGCCGCAGCAGCCUAUGGCGGUCUGCGUGACGCCUGAAGAUGCCGUUUGAAAUCAACAGUCUUUUUUACUUGAAUAUAUGAGGGCAAAAACUCUUAAAUUUGAGCGAUAUAUUGGAAUGACUGUGUGCAUUUGCUGUUUGUGAGGACCCAACGCCAUAUCUGUUAGUUGAAACCAUUCACGUGUCUACACCCUUUGAGAUGAUGAGAUGAAUCCCCAAUUGCAUGGACAAGCAGCCGUAUUCUCCAGAUCUUGUGUUCCGACUUGUCAUCUGCUGGACUGGUCGUAGGCCUGGGUUAUGUUGAGCACUUGGAAUUUGCAGUCAUGAUCAGAUAGACCGUUCCACCCCUGCCAAUCAUAACUUUGCUGAUGUUUUGAUAACUGGAUGGUAAUCGCAGUGAAAAUAACUGGAUGAAAAUCGCACAUUCUUUGAAUGUUCAGAAUGAGUUAUAUUUCAUGUGGAACCGAUGCAAUCACAAAAGUAUUUUAAAAAAAUACUUGUCCAAGUAUUUUUCCAUUAACUGGAGAGCUCUAAGAAGCUGAUGCAUCUUCUAGAAGCAUCUUUGCCGUCGUUGACCACUUUGCGAGGAAACCAAAGUCUUGCCUGCUAACCGCAAAAACAUCUUAGACAGGAGUUGGAUUCACCUUGUUUCUUCAGGAGGAUCUUAUUGGUGCAAGUGGUACUCAUAAAUUCUCAAAAUGACUAACAACGUAACCAUGGUAACAGUGCACGACCAAUUGGAUUGUGGGAAUCAUUGGUGAAUUCUUGACACCACUUGUUGGAGCAACGAGGCACCCUACGGAAUUUAAUCAAAAAAAUCUUCACCAAAAAAAGGCGUAUGCACAAAAAUCAAUGAUAUCCACGUGCACAACUUCAAACUUGGAAUAUAAUUGGUCACUAACCACUAACAUGGGAUUUCUGUUUUCACGGAGGUCUUUCAAAACUGACAAAAAAUCUUAACAUCGGAUCGAUAUUUGAAGAUGAACAAAACAAAACAAGGUGGACGACUGUUUCUCAUGUAAAAUUCCCAGGUUCUCGAAACAACAACAUUGACAGUGCUACGAAAACUGCAGCAACAGCGCCCUCUAGUGAUAGUCCAGGAGAUCGCAGCAGAAUUAACAAUGCCGGCUAUAUUCCCAUCUGGAAAAGUGCGACCGAAUCCAGGUGAAAUUAGGAUUUCCUUGGGAAAACUCCAAAAACAAAAAUCCAUAGAACUGGAAGAAUUUCUGUCAACUUGCUUUGUAAUUGCCCGUGAGGUGUGCAUGUAAUACUGUAGUCUUAUCAACUUAACAUUUUUUGUACAUUUUCGCUCCAAAACCUGAAAAUGGCAGUGUGUGGUGAGACAUUUCAUGGUUGAUAUUUAUUUCCAGAAAGAAGGGGAAAAUUACAUAUUUGGGAGAGUUUCCUGUGAAUUGAAGUGUUUGGAGUUCGAAAUAAAUAUGUUCUUAUAAGCUCGUCGGAAUAAAUAGAUUGUUAUAAGCUUGUCGCAUCAAAUGCAUGUCUCACUGUGAGAGCAUACACACGUAAAUGAUAGUGCUGAGUCUCAGAAAAUGAUAAAAAUGUUUUAAAAUAUCAACAAAAGUUACCGUGUUGACAAAAAUAUGAACUGUGAAAAACUGGCUUACAAAAGUAAAUAAUAAAUGCUCAAUACAGAAAAUGAGAAAUUCUAUCAAUAUGUUAACAAACAUUACUGUAAUGAUAAAAAUAUAAACGUCUGCUUGUGUGAAACGAAAAAUUCAUGUAGUAAAAAGAAUAUUCACGUAUGUGGCAAAACUGUAAGAUUGUGUGCAUUUAUGGCCUUCAAGGCAAAACAUUAAGCAAAACAUAAGCAAAACAUUAGAACUUUUUAAUGAUGGAUGUCAGUAUGGUAUUUAAGACAUAAACAUUUUGGGUGUUUGCUGGAUAACACAUAUUGUUUGUCCGGUUACGGCAGAAGUUUUGACAAAUGUGGCUCUUUAAUUUCAUUUUCAAAAUUCAUUUGAAAGUUAUCCUCAUUGUUAAAAAUGUCAAAUAUCAAAAUAGAUUGCAAUUUUCUUGUAGAAAUGUAAUUUCCAGCUAACUUAUUUUAGUCAAAAAAUCCCUGCAAAGUCCCCAAUUUGUGUACAUAAAAAAAUAUCCGACAGUUUUCAUUUAAACACACGUCCAAUUGUCUUGUUUUGUAAAUACACUGUACAUGUUUUUGGUUGAAAAAAGGCAGUCUCGUCUCAUAGAGCAUGUUUUGGGUAAAUACAAACAAAAAGAUGUCCCGUAUUAACAAUGAAUCCUUAAUCAAAUCUUAUUAUUCAGAAAAAUAAACAAUUCGAAAGCUGUAAAUAAGAAAUUGUAGAUUUAGUGAAUGAAAAGUGCAGGGAAAUCUAUUGAGUGUGAAAAAAAGGAUGAUGUGAGAAUGCAUGGGCCGCUUUGUUUUCAUGACAAAAUUGUCAAAGUUGUUCUUUAGGUUAUAUUCUUCAUUUUGCAUUAUGUUUUUGUGAAGUUUAAGAAAGAAUCUCCUAAAAAUUGAUUGGAAUUAGAAAAGGGAAAUUUUGAAUCAAUGUUUUGAGAGUAACAACUGGCCAGAUAAUUAAUGUAAUGUUCUCAAGCUAAUACUAGUAGAAUACUUUUGGCGGUUUUUAAUUACACAUAGCUCUGAAUCAAGUGAAGAGAUGAACAUUUUCCAGUUUGUUUUCUAAUUUCCUUCACGAAUGACGAAUGAGUUCCAGUUGUUUGUUUGUUUUUAAUUCAUUCACGAGUGAAGGCAAAAAUAAAGAUAAAUGCUGUAAAGAAUGAGAAAUUCCCAGAUUGGAUCAACUUAAAUGAAUCGUUUAAAACAACUAUGAAUGGAAAAAAAAAGUCUUAAAAUGCUGGAAAAGAAAAUUUGUAGCAUUGUGCUCAUGCAUUGCAUCCAUGAACAACUUUGAGUCCUUGUCUGUCGACUGCCUUAUUAAAAUGUGACCAUUCUUUGUUCCGUAAUAAUUUUCAGAAAAGGACGCGCUCUUGUGGUCGUGUCAACUUUUUGUUUCUAAAUAUAUAUAUAUCAAUAUAUUAAAAUGUAUUAUAAUUAUUAAUAUUAUUGGGUAUGAUGAUUCUAAAAACAGUGGAUGAUUGUUUAAUUUAUACGGGGUAAAAAUUUUGCUGUCAUUUAUUUAAAUUAUUUGGUGUUUGUGAUUUUGCUUAUUUUUUUUCAGGUUGCUGAAAUUGCUUUACAUUUGAUAACUGCAGCAGGGUUUUUUGUCGUUAAAUAUUGUUGCUAUUAAUGACUUAAAAUCAUGGAUUAAAAAUCAUCUGUCCUUCUUUUGAAAGUUGAAAAUUUGUGGAAACAAACAUUUGAUAUAAAUUUUGAAAAAUCCAUUUUAGCAUUUAGCUCAUUAAACUCAUUUAGACCUAAAAAUGUUUUAACAAAAGCAUCCAGGUUUUUUUUUUUUCAAUUGUCAUUUAAAACUAAUUGGGAUUGUAUAAACACGACUAUUAAUUGAGAGAAAGUUUUUGUCUUAAGUUUUAUACUUUAACAUUUGUAUUCUGUCCCCACUUUACACAAUGUGGAAUUUUGUAGUAUGAAUUAUGUUGCUAUUUGUAAGCACGCCUCAAUAUUUGUCAUUUCAUGCUUGGAUCAAAUAUUCAAAUCUGUAUUAGUGAUUUGCAUAAAUAUUAUUUUGACAGCUUAUAUGUGCAAUGUGGGAUACAAUACGAUACCACAUAUUAAGAUGAGCAAUUUCUGCGACACUUUACAAUUUUGUUUUUUAAUGUAAGUUUCUUCUUUCGGGUGCUUUGUGUGCAAAUGUACACUGGUAACUAAUGGCUGGGUACCAGUAUUGUCAAGAAAAUGGGUGCUGGUUUGUGAUCACAUUUCUACAAUCUCACCAAGGAGAAAAUGAUCAUGAUUCUGCAGUGUGUUUAUUGUGCUCACAUUAAAUUCUCCUAAAUGCUCAAUGUAAAAAAAAAUGGGUAAACAAAAAUGUUGUCGGGAUGUAAAAAAGAAAGAAGAUUAUUACUCGGUUUCAGACGAAAGCUUUCACCCUGCGUGUGAAUGUCCAAUGUAGUUUCCUGUUUUUGCAUGAAAAACCAGAAACAACUAAAAUGUUGAAUAAUCACACAAGUGAUAUGCAAAAAAAAUUGCUUUUUGUCACUAUAUCUACAUAUUUAAAUAUUCGCACAACAUUAGCUUUAACGAAAAAUAUCCUAGCCUCACAUUACGUGUUUGAGUGAGAAUUGCAUGUAAUCCUAUGAGAGAAAAGACCAGCCAAUCCGCUUUGUCGCUACCUAUGAUGUCAUGACUUUGGAGAUCUGUGAUUGGGCGAUAGCUGCCCACCUGAUCUUCAAUUUUCAAAAUUGCUGAUAUAGAAUGCUUAUAUGUAUAAUGAAAGAAAACUCUGGCUAUUAAUGAUUCAAAAUGGUUAGCUUUGGCAAAAGUGUUUACUUAUUAUAAUGAAGAGGGUAUUACAACUAAAUGAAUAAAAAGCACUUCAUGAAUGUAUUUGUGCUUUGUAUUAAAAAAAAAGAGGAAUAAAAACUUACAAAAGUAAAACA